Aspergillus heteromorphus CBS 117.55 is the source of this 1084-nucleotide messenger RNA. RefSeq lists its product as uncharacterized. The transcript is spliced from 3 exons. Lineage: Eukaryota; Fungi; Ascomycota; Eurotiomycetes; Eurotiales; Aspergillaceae. The coding region runs from base 71 to 997 and encodes 308 amino acids. The record is from RefSeq and is a predicted model, not a curated record.
CUUGAGUUCUUCUCGUUUGCAUAAAGAUCAGCAUCCCAUACAGGGCUGCGCUAGAUUGACUGCGCCCAGCAUGGACGGGGAGUUUGGCAAAUUUCUCUCGUCGUCGCUUUUUACAUUCAUUCUCGGGGCGGAUAGAAAGCAGAUAACCGUGCAUUCUAGCCCUCUAGCCAGCCUUUCACCCGCCCUUGAUACGCUCAUGAAUGGCACAAUGCUGGAUGCGAGGCUUCGUCACGUCGAAUGGCCCAAGGUUGAUGAGGAUACCUUCAUUCGACUGUGUGAAUACGCCUAUAUUCGAAACUACACGCCGCCACCGUGUGAAGAGAGACCAGAAGACGCCAUGCCACAGGGAUCAGAUGUAGAAGAUAAAGUGAAUAACUGGCAUACAGCCUUGCAGGAUCUCACAAACGGCGCUGACGUAGACUAUGAGCCUCCGGAAGCUCCAGAUCCGAUACCAGAGCCGGAGCCAGAGCCGGAGCCGUAUCCGGAAAGUCCUGCAGACUAUGUUCCCUCACCUUUUGAUGGCUAUGAGCUACCAUAUCGGGAGAAAAGCAUAUGGAUUCAUCAACUCCGCGACAAAUUCAGGAAACUCAGAUUCGACCUUACGGCGCAUGAAACCGCGUCAACUCAGAAUUUCAAUCCAAAAGCAAACACGAGGCCUAAUGAAGAUUUCACCCCCGUUCUCCUGGGACAUGCUAGGCUAUAUGUCGUUGCUGAUACAUACAGGAUUCAAUCGCUCUGUCAGCUAGUCCUGCAUAAGCUUAAGGAGACGUUGGAGAUAUUCACACUGUGUGAGACCAAUGUGUCGGACGUUAUUGAGUUUGUUCGAUUUGUAUAUGCCCAUACACCCCGUCUUGAUAACAAGGAUGAGUUGAGGACCUUGGCUACAAGUUAUAUUGUAUCUGUUCUCGGGCAGCUUGGCGACUGUAAAUUAUUUCAGGACCUUUUGGCAGAGGGGGGCGAUUUUCUUGUUGACUUCUGGCAGAUCGUUUGGCGCUGAUCAUGGAUUGUCUUCGAUAACAGAAUGGAGCUUGCAUAUAUUUAUCAUAGGAGAAAGUUUGUUGUCAGUCUACUUAUGAAAGGCCAG